Messenger RNA from Entrophospora candida, 607 nucleotides. The record is from the annotation of a GenBank genome assembly. Lineage: Eukaryota; Fungi; Glomeromycota; Glomeromycetes; Entrophosporales; Entrophosporaceae.
AUGGCCUAUUGUCAAGCUUUUCAAAAGUGUGCUAGAUUAGCAUGUUUAAAAUUAAGGCCAACAUGCUCAACUUUAUGUUUGCCCUCCAUAACAAAACUGUUAUGUUACUUUACCAUUAUACCCGUUAUAAUUUUUUUUUGCUACUCAAUUUUAGAAAAGUAUUUUGAUAAAUUAUCACUUACUACUGAACCUCCUUACCAUCAAUAUACUACAGAACCAGAUGAUUUGUUUGGAAGAGUCAAUCCUACUACUCCUAUGUUGAGCGAGCAUACAUAUUUACAAUUAUUGGACUUAAACUCUAGAUGGAAACCUAGUCUACCCUCAAAUUUAACCGUAGUUUCUAUAAUUAAAAAUAAUGACAAUGUUGAAUUACAAUUGAAUUCUAUAUUUAGUCAAACAAUUAUGCCACAAGGCAUGAUUAUAAUUGCCUCUAAAAACACAGCUAAAAAAGUCAAACAUGUCAUUAAAGAGAAUGAUAAAUACAGUGGCUUUGAUGUAUGGAUACAUGUUAUGGAAACAAACAAAUUUAAAAUCAUUGGUUGGUUAGAAGUUGCGCAAGCUGUAAAAACUUCACACAUUCUUUUUUUGGAUUCUGGAGUGGUACUGG